UCAAAGCGAUUUUCGAAGUCGACGGUUGUGUGGCUCGCGCUGCUUGCUUCGGUGCUGCUUCCAGAAGCAACUGACAAACGCUUUUAACACAACCAAAAAAAAAAAAUAUAUAAAAAAAAUAAAGAAAACACCAACACACACAACACACACAUAUACAUAUUCUAGGCAAUUGCAAAAAUCGACAAGAGAAAACAAUUAAGAAAUAUAAAUAAUAUACAAAAUUGCACACAAAGUUGAAAAGCGAGCACAAGGAAUUGGUAAAAGCAAACAUAAAAGAACAUUUUGUUGUGGGUUAUUUUGCAAACAGGCAAAAGGCGUUGCCAAAUCAAAAGCAGCAGCACGCAUUGUGGCAACAAACAAACAAAGAAAAAAAACAUAAAUAAUAAACCUAAAACAAAACACAGUAUUAUUAUUGUUACGAAAAAGAAGCAUGAGAACAGCAAGCAUAUAUUAAUCAUACGCACAGUUAAACACCGCAAAACGCAAAAACAAAAAAACAAAAAAAAAACAAAAAACAAAUGCAACAGCACCAAAAGUGAAAUUUUCAAAUGACAUUGUGAAAGGCAGCACAAUUCCAGGCUGCAUUAAUAAUAAAUACAACAAUCAUAUAGCACGUAUAUAGGAUAUAAAAGGAUAAAAGGACUCGGCACAGGAGACACUCUGCCUGUUCUAUUAUUUAACUGCUUACAACAGACGUUUUCAACUUGACGAAAGCUGAUUGAAAGCCGCUUUCAACAACAGCAUCCAUCGCCCACGGUACGAAAGAGAGCACAGCGCAGCGAGAGAGCGAGUGAGCGCGUCUGUGAGCGUGACAGCAGCUGCCGACGUCAACGUCAACGUCAAUCCGCUCAAUAUUUAUAUUGCACGAGACCAAUCUACGCUCAAACUCGGACGCAGACGCCAUUAGGUCCUGGGUUUCAGUUUGUGGCUCUGGUUCAUCUGGUGCCUGGUCCAGUCGCAAGCAGCACCAAAAUAAAUAACAUCUGACAGCUGCUGCUGCUGCUCCUCCUCCUCCUCCUGCUGCUCACACGCCAGGUCCACCCACGCCUUGCCUCGCCUCGCCAGUCGAGCUCGCACAGGCCUAGGCAAUAAGCACAAGAUAAACAAACUACAGCUGUAACUGUGACUGUAACUAUAGCUGUGUCUCUAACUGUGUCUCUAACUGUAACUGCAACUGGAACUACAAUCAAAUACAACAAACCAACAAAAUAACAAGCAAAAAAUAAACAACUAAAAAACACGCAAUGGGUGCCAAGGAAAGUGUCGAGGCGGCCGUCAAAAUGAACGCCGAUGGCUGGGGUCACGUGGAGCGCGGUAGUCGCUACCACGGCCAUCGGCAUAAUCAACGGUCGCAGUCGCUGAAUCGCGGCCAGGCGCUCUCGCAGGCGGACGUGACCGGCAUGUGGUGACAUCGGGGUGCCUCUGG
Messenger RNA from Drosophila virilis, 1426 nucleotides. RefSeq lists its product as uncharacterized. NCBI's taxonomy places the organism in Eukaryota, Metazoa, Arthropoda, Insecta, Diptera, Drosophilidae. The record is from RefSeq and is a predicted model, not a curated record.